Messenger RNA from Cricetulus griseus (Chinese hamster), 1416 nucleotides. The record is from RefSeq and is a predicted model, not a curated record. Lineage: Eukaryota; Metazoa; Chordata; Mammalia; Rodentia; Cricetidae.
AUGCCCUGUGCCUACGUGCUGGCUUCCUCUGCGAGUCAGGAUGAGGAACAGGCCCUGGCAUGCCAGCCCCUACCAGUGACUCCUGAAACCUUGACAAGUCUGAGCUGGAAGCAGGACUGGGGGUGGGGAGUAGUGCCUGUCACUGACCACUUCCUGUCGUCCCCUCUGCCAGGCACUCACACACAGGUGGUGCAGGUGAACGACUCCAUGUAUGGCUUCAUCGGUACAGAUGUGGUCCUGCACUGUAGUUUUGCCAACCCACUGCCCAGUGUGAAGAUUACCCAGGUCACGUGGCAGAAGUCCACCAAUGGCUCCAAGCAGAACAUGGCCAUCUACAACCCAACUAUGGGGGUUUCCGUACUGCCUCCCUACGAGAAAAGAGUGGAAUUCCUGCGACCCUCCUUCAUUGAUGGCACCAUCCGCCUCUCCCACCUGGAGCUGGAGGACGAGGGCAUGUACAUCUGUGAAUUUGCCACCUUCCCUACAGGCAACCGUGAGAGCCAGCUCAAUCUUACCGUGAUGGCCAAACCCACCAACUGGAUCGAGGGCACCCAGGCAGUGCUUCGAGCCAGGAAGGGACAUGAUGACAAGGUCCUGGUGGCCACCUGCACCUCAGCCAAUGGGAAGCCUCCCAGUGUGGUGUCCUGGGAAACACGGCUAAAGGGCGAGGCAGAGUACCAGGAAAUUCGGAACCCCAAUGGCACAGUGACAGUCAUCAGCCGUUACCGCUUGGUGCCCAGCCGGGAAGCCCACCGGCAGUCCCUGGCUUGCAUCGUCAACUAUCACCUGGACCGCUUCAGGGAGAGCCUCACACUCAACGUGCAGUAUGAACCUGAGGUGACCAUUGAGGGCUUUGAUGGCAACUGGUACCUGCAGCGGACAGAUGUGAAGCUUACAUGCAAAGCGGAUGCCAACCCCCCAGCCACCGAGUACCACUGGACUACGUUGAACGGCUCUCUCCCCAAGGGUGUGGAGGCCCAGAAUAGAACCCUCUUCUUCCGAGGACCCAUCAACUACAGCCUGGCAGGAACCUACAUCUGUGAGGCCACCAACCCCAUUGGCACCCGCUCAGGCCAGGUGGAGGUCAAUAUCACAGAAAAGCCCCUCCCCCAGGGGGGCCCAGGAAGUGCAGCCAGGCUCCUUGGGGGUGCAUUGGCCAUGGUCCUCGUCCUUGGCGUGACUCUGGCUGUCUUCCUUCUGUACCACUGGCAGCAGAAGAACCAGUUAGGAAUUGACAUAGAUGGGAUGGACCUGUCUCCCUCCCAGAAGCUGGAGCCACCUCCCAACAGGCAGAGUGAACUUGCACCUGAGGGCAUUCAGGUUCUCCAUCUAGAUCUGGGGAGACAGCAGGAAGAAGAUCUGCCCCUACAGCCCUCCUACUAUGACCUGGGGGUCUCCCCCAUCUACCGACCCUUG